Bathycoccus prasinos is the source of this 2577-nucleotide messenger RNA. RefSeq lists its product with no specific name. The record is from RefSeq and is a predicted model, not a curated record. NCBI's taxonomy places the organism in Eukaryota, Viridiplantae, Chlorophyta, Mamiellophyceae, Mamiellales, Bathycoccaceae. The transcript has a single exon. Bases 1 to 2577 code for a protein of 858 amino acids.
AUGACUGAAGUACCAACAAAAGUCGUCGCUUUUGAGAAGGAGAACGUCUCAUCCAAAGGAGUUCCAAAUCUUCCUUCUCCUCCUUCGCCUUUAGGAGACGAAAUUCAAAAUGAUGAAUUAGACGAAGAAGAAGAAGAAGAAGAAGAACGCGCAACGAUUGAAGAAGCCGCGAUCGAGAAGACGAAAGAACAAAACAACGAUAAAGAAGAAGAAGAAGAAGAAGACUUUAUUCGCAUCAAACGAAGAGUUCGAGGGACCAACGAGAAGGAGGAAGAAGAAGAAGAAGUCAUUGCUGAUGCCGCUGAUAUUAAGAAGAAGACAAACGAUAAAGAAGAAGAAAGAGAAGACGUCAACAACAACAACACCGUCGAAAAGUCGUUCAAAAAGAAGACUUUGAAACACAAAUCUGGCGAAAGAGUAGAAAAAGUCGCGUCGAAGAAGAAUACUAGUGGUCAAGGUGACGAAGAAAAAGCAGAAGAAGGAGACAAAUUUGAAUUUGAACUCGAAGAAGAAGAAGAAGAAGAAGAAGAAAUGGAAGAGGACGACGACGAGGAACGAAUCUUAGAGCGACGUUUCGCGGAAACAGGACGUCUGUCCGAAGAUGAAGAGGAGGAUGAAGAGUCUGAAUCCGAGUUGAACUUUUCCUCCUCGGAGGAGGAGGAGAAUGAGUCUUCGUCAGAUUCCGAAGUGGAAGACAACGAAGGAGGUCGACGACGACGAGGAGGACGAAAAGCAACCAAAAAAGGAGGCGGUAAAAAGAAGAAAGCGAUCGAUCCGAACGAUAAAGAAGCCGUCAUGCGACAAAAGAAAGAAGAAGCCGACGAAGCGCACGAGAAGUUGAUGCGUAAAACGGCAAAACACGUACAUUUUCCGGGAUACAGAGUCCAGGCGGAACGCACGUCUUUCCUACCGGUUAUUGAAAAGUUGCAAAAUAAUUUACGAAUGGUUGAGAACGAUGAGAAUUUACGGGCAAGGUACCCUCGACCUCCUCCGUCGCCGGAGAAGAAAGAGUUCCAAGCGGAAGAGGACGCUGAAGGCGCCGUUAAUGAUGGAGUGAAUGAAGAAGUUUCGGAAGAUGAAGGCGAAGACGGCGGGAAGGAGAAAACUAACUUUGACGAGAUCGACGGCAUGGAUUUAUUGAGCGAAGAGGAGGAAGAGGAAGAGGAGGAAAUGAUAGAGCUUGAAGAAGAGAGCGACUCGGACGAUGAAGUUGCCGCGGCAGAAUUCAUCCGCAAAUCUCUUUCCGCCAAGAAAACCAUGAAAGUUGUCGUCAACGAUCCGGCCCAUGCCGAGGACAAAGACAACACCGCAAAGGAAAAUCAAGACGACGAAGACGGAGACGAAGACGACGGUGAACUUUCCGAGGAAGAAGACAUGACUGGAAAAGAAAGACGCGAACAAAGGAAGCUCGCGAGAAACUUCUACAAGGAGGAUCGAAAGAAUCAAAAGAAGGAGAGAAGGUCUAAGAAAGCAACCGAAGGCGUCGACGACGAAGCCGAAAUGUCUGAAGAUGGUGGUCACACCGACGAUGAUGACGAGGACGAUAUAGAAACCGCCCGCGCUGAAAUCGACGAAAUGGCUGAUUUCGUUGAUUUUAGAGAAGGUACUGCCUUAGAUAACGAUGAGAGAAGAAAUGAAGCUCGACGGGACGCGCACGCGAAGAGAGAAUUUCAAGAAGACGAAGAAUACAUAAAAAAAAUGAAAGAGUUAGUAGAGAAUGGAUUCAAGAGACCGAAAAGGGGAUUGAAUGGCGAAGAAGACGAUGACGGUAAAUGGAAAACGAGAAGAACACAAGAGAGAGGAGAUGAUUCCGAGAGCGAGUCUGAUUCUGAUGACCUGCGCAACCUUCGACCCGAGGAAGCGGUUGAAGUUUCCGACGACGAGGACGAAGGCGCGAAAGCGUUUAAAGAAAGACAGGCCCAGCGAUUUUCCAUGAAGAAAGCUUCGGGGGGUGAUACCCAAGAACCAAAUGAGAACGAAGCGUUACCAGAAGUCGGCGAAGGUAAAGUAUCGAUGGAGGUUAUGAAGUUGUUUGAGAAGGAGAAGAACAAAAAAUCGACGAAGUACAACAAUAAAGGCCAAGGGACCACUCAGAGUCAAACGAUCGCGAGCGAUCUCAGUAACAGAGGAGGAGGAGGAAGCGGUAGUGGACUCUCGCGAGGAAAUUCUCAGUUUUCAAAUCUAGGCGCCGCGCGAACAUCGUCGACGAGUUUCUUAAAACGCAACGGAAGCUCAAAAUCUCAGAGCGGUUUCGCGAAAGGUAUCAUCAGCGGUGGCGCUGCAUCGAGAACAUUCGUGUUUGGUAGCGCAUUAGACAACUCAAACUCGCAAUGGGCAACAACACAGAGAGAAACUGAAACGAUGCCGUCUUCCUUAGGUAACAACUUGCUCGGAGGUGAUGAAGCUCGAACGGGUUUCGGCGACGAUGUUGCCAACAAUAACAUCAACUCAAGCGCGUCUGUGAUGGAGAAUAAAAAGAAGAGUUUGUUUUCCAUGUUACAAAAGAGCACGAAAGAUGAAGAUUGGGAGAAGGACGACGACCAGGGACAGGGGAUCAAAAGCGUGCUGGGAAUGUAG